Molecule: messenger RNA, 3537 nt
Organism: Caenorhabditis elegans
Lineage: Eukaryota; Metazoa; Nematoda; Chromadorea; Rhabditida; Rhabditidae
Gene: hrde-1
Product: Argonaute protein hrde-1
Exons: 7
Coding region: 7-3105 (1032 amino acids)
Cellular component (GO): nucleus; cytoplasmic ribonucleoprotein granule
Molecular function (GO): nucleic acid binding; RNA binding
Source: RefSeq, marked reviewed
UCAAACAUGGCCGACUUGCUCGACAAAAUUAUGGGAAGUUCGUCUUCCAACAGGAUUCCCAAACGAGACAACCGAAUGAAUCAGGACAAGGACGAACCGACGUCAAAGAGAAGUGCACCAAUGUUCUCUACUCCGAAGUCAACAACACCAAUUGGACGGGACUCUUUCGCAACGAUGGACACGAUGAAUGUUCAGAUGAACAUGUUUCCAGUGGACAUCAAGGAUAUGCCCCACAAGAUCCAACGCUUUCAAGUUGACGUCAUCGUCUGUUCCAGCAACGGAAAACAGAUCAAUGCCAACCUUGGAGUUUUGGCGGCCAAGGGAGAUGUCAAUUCCCAUAACCGUCGCUUGGCACAAUACUACAUCAUGAGAACAGUACAUGACAAGCUUCUGGUGAAGUUCAGUGGAAAGAGUCACCACUUCCUUGCUUACGACUGCGCUGCGACUCUCUAUCUUCCGGAGGGAGUCUACACUGGUGACGAUCAAGAAGAAGUCACGUUGACGAUCGAUGACUUCCCGAAGGAAGAAUGGAAAUUCGUGUCGAAGUUGUCUCGCAGAAAGGACGAUUCUUACCUUGUUGUUCUCAAACCUGCCGGAUUUGUGUACACCCAAGGAGAAGUUGCCCAGGAGGAGGCUAAUCGUAUGGAGUUGACUCGUAUUAUCGAAAUCGUCACUUCACAAAAGCUCAACAAUGAGGAUUACUUACAAUUUGGUAAUGCCACAUUCCCACGUCUUUCUCCGCCACACUCGGAACCUGAUGCUAUUUCGGAGAUCCGCUCAGGUUUUGCGAAAGUAUCUCGUCUAUCGCAAAACGGAGGUGGCAAAGCUUUCAUGACGGUUGAUACGAAGAUUUCUCCAUUUUACAAGGAUACAUCAGUUAUCAAGUUUUCAAGCAACAAGUUAUCCGAAAUGAAAGGUGGAGGCGGUGGAAGAGGCGGAUACGGAAGAAGUGACUCGCGAGACUCUCGUGGUGGAUACCGUGGCGGCCGUUCCGACUCGAGAGACUUUCGUGGUGUCUAUGGAAACCGAGGUGGCAACGACAGGUACCGAGAUGAAAGCAGAGGACGUCGCGACAUGUACGAUUCCCGUCGAGACAGUGGUUCUUCAAAUGGAGCGGACUACUCUCCGAGUGAUGCUGCUGAGUUGGAACACGCUUUUGGCGAAAGAGGAAACACGAAGCGAUGCAUUGAAGAAGCACUCAAAGGAUUGGACGUGGAAUGCACUCACUUGAAGGGUAACCUUAUUCGCGUAUCCUCGAUUGCCGAGAACAAUGCUGAGAACACUUCGUUCAUGAUGAAGGACGACAAGGGAGAACGCGAGGUCACCGUGGCGGAAUAUUUCCUGUUGCAGUACAACAUCAAGCUGAAAUAUCCGAGACUUCCUCUCGUCGUCUCAAAAAGAUUCAAACAUGAAUCUUUCUUCCCAAUGGAGUUGCUUCGAAUUGCUCCAGGCCAGCGGAUCAAGGUCAACAAGAUGAGCCCGACAGUACAAUCGGCGAUGACAGGAAGAAAUGCGUCUAUGCCACAGCAUCAUGUGAAGUUGGUUCAAGAUAUUCUCCGCGACAACUUGAAGCUUGAACAAAAUAAGUACAUGGAUGCUUUCGGAAUCAAACUGAUGUCGACUGAGCCAAUCCAAAUGACUGCGAAGCUCCUCCCACCAGCUCAAAUCAAGUUCAAGGGCCAGACUUACAUGCCUGACAUGAGCCGUCCAGCGUUCCGCACACAGGACAAGUUUGUCGAACCAGCACGGAUCAGAAAAAUUGGUAUUGUUGUCUUUGACAACUGUAUCCAAAUGAGACAGGCCGAAGAUUUCUGCGACAAGCUGUCCAAUUUCUGUCGUGACAAUGGAAUCACGGUCGAAAAGGACUCGCGAGAUUGGUCCAUCCGUGAAUUGAACUCCAGUGAUUCCGUUGCUAUCCAAAAUCUGAUGAAGAAAUGGCUCGAUGAUAGAGUGGACAUUCUUGUUGGAAUAGCAAGGGAGAAGAAGCCGGAUGUUCACGACAUACUCAAAUACUUUGAGGAAUCGAUUGGCCUGCAAACAAUCCAAUUGUGUCAACAGACUGUCGAUAAAAUGAUGGGAGGUCAAGGUGGACGCCAAACGAUUGACAACGUCAUGAGAAAGUUCAACCUCAAGUGUGGUGGAACCAACUUCUUCGUCGAGAUCCCGAAUGCUGUGCGUGGAAAAGCAGUGUGCUCAAACAAUGAAACAUUGAGAAAGAAACUUCUCGAACAUGUACAAUUCAUCGGAUUCGAGAUUUCUCAUGGCGCAUCACGCACUUUGUUCGAUCGCAGUAGAUCACAAAUGGAUGGUGAGCCAUCAGUUGUUGGAGUCUCGUAUUCCCUGACCAACUCGACGCAGCUCGGAGGCUUCACAUACCUUCAAACCCAAAAGGAGUACAAACUUCAAAAACUUGAUGAAUUCUUCCCAAAGUGUGUCAGAUCGUACAAGGAGCAUUCGAAGACACUCCCAACAAGAAUCGUCAUCUAUCGUGUUGGUGCUGGAGAAGGAAACUUCAAUCGUGUUAAGGAAGAAGUCGAAGAGAUGCGACGAACAUUUGACAAGAUUCAGCCCGGAUACCGUCCACAUCUCGUGGUGAUCAUCGCACAAAGAGCUUCACAUGCUCGCGUUUUUCCAUCAUGUAUCAGUGGCAACAGAGCGACGGAUCAGAACAUCCCAUCUGGAACAUGUGUCGAGAAUGUCCUGACAUCCUACGGAUACGACGAGUUCAUUUUGUCUUCACAGACGCCGCUUAUUGGUACCGUUCGUCCGUGCAAGUACACGAUCCUUGUCAAUGAUGCCAAAUGGUCUAAAAACGAGCUCAUGCACUUGACGUACUUCCGCGCAUUCGGUCAUCAAGUGUCCUACCAGCCACCAUCGGUUCCAGAUGUUCUUUAUGCGGCAGAAAAUCUGGCUAAACGAGGACGCAACAAUUACAAAAUUCAUCAGCGUUACGUGAAUUUGCAAGCAGUUGAGAACCGCAUCAUCAAAGACCAUUCGGAACUCAUCAACGAAGACAUGCGAGAAGAACUGGCGGCAGCCAUUGUUGAUGAGAUGUCCGUUGCAAUGAACGGAAUGACCAUUCCGAAGCGAAACUUCUGGGCGUAAUCCCGAGAUUCUCUCUUUUAUUGUCACGUAUUCACCCCCUUUACAUAUUACCAACAUUUUUUAUCCACUACCCUAUACCUACUCUCUAUACAAGUACUUAAAUUCCCAUGCUUUUGUUUUUCUGAACAUUCUUUAUUACAUUUUUCCCCAUAAUUGUAUCGUAUUCCCCUUUAUGUUUUUAUAAUUUCAACUAAGAAUCCUUUUGUAAUUUAAUCUAGAGUAGAGUACAUUGACACAUAGUUUGAAUAGUAGAUACUCCUGUUUUACCUGCCUUUUUUUCUGUGCGAAUUUCCUCCAACUUUCUUAUUAGGAGUUUUCGAAGGCGAAAGAAACUUCCAAUUAGAACGUUUUUGGAAAUUUCGAUUUUCAAUAAUCUUACUUGCUCUACCCCCCGUCCAUUAUCAUUUAUUAAGCAAUAAAUUAUUCGAGAAG